This is a messenger RNA of Penicillium riverlandense, 1686 nucleotides long. Its product is annotated as sugar porter family MFS transporter. The coding region runs from base 1 to 1686 and encodes 561 amino acids. The transcript is spliced from 5 exons. Lineage: Eukaryota; Fungi; Ascomycota; Eurotiomycetes; Eurotiales; Aspergillaceae. Gene Ontology annotation, molecular function: carbohydrate:proton symporter activity. Gene Ontology annotation, cellular component: membrane. Gene Ontology annotation, biological process: transmembrane transport; carbohydrate transport. The record is from RefSeq and is a predicted model, not a curated record.
AUGGACCGGCCUCUUCUCCAGGAAUCUACUCUACCCGAAUCCGGGGACCCCAGAUUCAGUGACGAUGAAGAAGAGGAGUAUUUAACUCGGGGGUUGUCCCCUCGGCGGACCGAUGCAGGGUAUUCCCUAGUCUCUCGCGCCAUGCUUUCGCUCAAGCAGACGAGGCCGAUCCGGCCACCCUCCGGCACUGAUCCUCUUCAACCGCGGCCAGGAAAUACCACCUAUCUCUACGCGCUCACGGCCUUUGUGUCGCUUGGUGCGUUCCUGUUCGGUUACGACCAGGGAGUUAUGGGUGUGAUAGUUGCCGAUCAACGCUGGAUUGAUUUGAUGCAACCGAAGAACUCAUGGGUGACGGGCAUGGUAGUGUCUUUAUACGACAUCGGCUGCUUUAUCGGAGCUAUGUCACUUGGAUAUUUGGCCGAUCCCAUAGGCCGCGAGCGAACAUUGGCCGUUUCCUGUGUUGUUUUCAUCAUCGGUGCAGUGCUCCAGGCUGCGUCCUACUCCAUCGCGCAGAUUACUAUCGGUCGUGUGAUUCUAGGAUAUGGAGUGGGAGCCUGUGCCGGUGGCGUUCCAUUGUAUGUCGCUGAGCUGUCACCGCCAGCGAUCCGAGGCCGCAUUGUGGCCAUCGAACAGAUGAUUCUAUGUCUGGGAGAACUGGUUGCGUUCUGGCUCAAUUAUGGCUUCAACUUUCUCGAGAUUGAUGAUUGGUGGCGCAUUCCAUUGGCUAUCCAGAUCCUUCCUGCUCUGAUUCUUGCCUUUGACCGCCCCGACUGCGCGCGGGAAGUUCUGACCCGGCUUCAUGGCUCGGAAGCUGCGGAGCUGGAGAUGCAGGAGAUUCAAAGCUCCAUCGAGUUUGAACAGACGGUCAGUGAGGCCACCUGGAAGGAUAUGUUCACCAGGCCCGUUCUGCGAGUGACGGUACUAGGAAUGGGGGUGCAGUUUUUGCAGCAAAUCACAGGCACCAACUCUAUCCUCUAUUACACGCCCUCCCUCUUCGAACGCGGCGGUAUCAAGGACCCUCGCACUGCGAACCUCGCCACUGGUGGUGUAGGGAUCGUGCUUUUCGUGACCUCAUGGAUUCCAAUAUUUUACUUUGACCGACUAGGGCGAAAGACAUGGCUGCAAAUCGGAACCGUGGGUAUGAUGGCCGCGAUGAUUGGAAUCACCGUCCUACAGUGGCACGCCGAACAUCACCCCAAUGACCCGGCCAACUACACGAUCGUCGCAUUCCCGUAUAUGUUUUAUGUCUUCUUCAACAUCAGCUGGGGCGUGGGCUCGUGGACCUACGCCGCAGAGAUCUUCCCUGUAUCGAUGCGUGCCAAGGGCAAUGCCCUGACCACUGCAUCGCUGUGGGCCGCGUGCUAUAUCGUAGCCCAAGCGAGUCCGCCGAUUGCCGAUGCCAUUGGCUGGGGACUGUAUAUCAUCUACUCAGGGAUUUGCCUGGGGGCUUUCUUCUUUGUCCGAUAUGUAUUAGGUGUGUUGGCAUUCUUUUCAUUUUCCUCAACGCAGAAGCUGACCGCUUAUUUAGUCGAAACCCGCGGUCGCACCUUGGAGGAGAUGUCCCGACUAUUUGGUAUUGAAAGCCGGUUGGCGGAACGGACUGGCCUUCGGCCUGGCCCUGCUGGCAAAGGACCGAUGAUGGCGGAGAAUAUGGAAGAUGUGGACUCGGCGGACCCUAUGAAUUAG